GUGGCAGCGAAAGCAAGCGCGUCCAAGUUUUCAAGGAAGGGUCGCGCCGCGAGAGCGUGGCGCUGGUGCUGUCGUCGAGGGGACUCAUCCGCCGAGCAGCCCCACACACGUCUCUCGCUCGUUUCUCGCUGGUCUCUCGCUCGUCUGCAUGCUGCCGCAUGGCUCGCGUCUAUCUCGGCGUAGGACUCUCUCGCCCUCGCCCUAGCCCCCCACGAUCCGCUCGCUAGCUUGCUGAGAGCGGAUCCGCCUGUUCGUAACUGGGAGUCGUUUGGCGUGGCGACUUUGUGUUCCCGAGCCCACGGGGGGUAGAGUUUCACCAUGUGCCCCAUCGCCUGUGCUUUAUUAUCGCCCCAUCAAUGAUUUCGAGGAUGGAGUAGGUAAUAGUGUAAUACGCCAAGGUGGAAUUAACUGCAGCUGUGGUGGUGGUGGUGGUUGGGGGUGAGAGCGCCCUCCCUUCUUUGUUAGAGGGUUUUGUAUCUCCGUGGAUCGUCGCAUCUGGCGUCACGAUUGACUCCCCCCCAACCGCCUCCUGGAUCGAUAACCUGGGUUGGUUAUCUUUUCGGGGGUGAAAGGAGGGUCGAGGUGGCGUGCGCGAAUUGAGCUCAUGACAUUCGACUCGGCUGCGCUGUGGGGUGGUGGUAUCUCGAGGCUGCUUUUCAAAGCGUGAAGCUGUGUUAUUCGACGCUGUGAUUGUCGACUACUUCGUCGCUAACCGAAGGUUUGUGGGGGCGGCCUUGGGAGCGUCUUGGCUCUCAUGGUGCUUGCUUGAAGGGUCAGUUUGUGCCCAGCCUUGUGGACCUCCUGGCUGUGCCGCUCCAAGGGUCACAUGAAGAAUUGAUGAUUUUGGCUUUCGUUGUUGUGCAUUUCGUGUAGAAAGGUUAGGCGACAUGAAUACGUAAGGCCGAGUGUUCAGUCGUUGCCUUUGAGGUAAGGCUGGAGAGGUGAAUUGCUAGAAUUUGGUCCGAUUUGGUGGCAACACUUGAAUGAAGUUCAACUGUUGAGGCUUUCUCUGAGUUGCAUCAUGUAAGUCUUGGUUUUGGAUGGAGUGCUUGCUUCUUGCGUCCCGGCAGCAUUGAGUAAUUCUGUAAUAUACGCAUUGUGCGUAGUGGACCCAUUUCUUGCACAAGUCAGUGUUGUCCUUGUUUUUUAAACAUGAAGGUGCAACAAGUCACAUUCUCAGAGAAACUCGAAACGCAAGAUACAACCUAGUUUGUUUGCACUGUUCCCCUGAAGUAAAUCUAAGUGACAAAUCUGUUGCCGGAUAUUGAAGUUCCUGAUCGAAUCGCAAGAGAGCCUUGAGUUCUGUUCAUGAAGGCACUCCUGCUUUGGAGCCGGACCCAGCUCUUUACUUGUGUUGCUGGUUUUCUUGAGAAAACUGGCAGUUUUUAAUUUUUUAAUUUUUUUUAACAGAUCCUUCUUCUUCUCCGGUUUUGGUGGUGGAAGUGACCGAAUAGUGCGUGCAUGUAGCAGUUAUCUCCCUGAUCACAUCUGCAACGUUUCAUUUGGAAUCGCAAAUUUAAAAAUCAGUUAGGAUUAGAGCUAGUGGCACAUCCAUGGGGUGAUUGUUCUCUCUCCAACGACUCGUACACAAGUAAGGCAAAGCCUUGCAACGAGUCACGAAUUGAGUUAUAGUAUUUGGCAAUUGAUUAGAAAAUCAGGUGUUGGAAUCAACCCAUUCUCACUUGUUGAGCAUGACAACCAGUGGUUUCUGCACAAUUUGGGGCGACAUUUUAAGAUUUCGCUUAGGUACUUGCUUUUCGGAGCUCAGGUCUCUCUCUCUCUCUUUCAUCGAUCGUUAUCGUGGACCGUUAUCGUGGAUCGUUUCGGCAAGUUCAUCGCUACAGGGAUGCCAUGAUGGUGGUAGCCAGUUCAGUCAGCAUCGGUUACCCAAUUGAAGAAUCUCGGUUAGUGUACCAAUGCUCCCUACAUCUAUUCGUCUCCAGCAAACCUAGAAUCAUGCAUCAUCCAAUAGUACCUUGCAUGUAGCUAAAUCGUGGGCAUCAACUAAAGCUACUGGACUUUAGCCAGAGCUUCGAAGAGGUUAGCGGUACAGUAAGGAAGAGAUGGCUCAAGGUCCUCAUCAUCUUUGCCCUUGUGUGUGCCUCCCUCAGUACUUUGGAUCAUGUGUCUGACCUGAAUUGACGUGCAAACUAGUGACCAAGCCUGUCCCUCCGUGUCAUCGCGCGGUCAUUAAGCAGUUCUACAUUCGCCGUAGACACUGCAUCGUCCUCUGCCGCUGAGCUGGGCUGUCCUGUUUGCCAUCUCUUGUGUUUGGUCGGUAUCUAGUGUCUGUUUUGCUGCGGUACUCCAUUUCUCCACCCGUGCGAAGGGAACCAAAGAUGGUCAAUUGUGAGCUGGAGCAUGGCGGUUACUUACAGCGGACUGAAAUUAGUGGGGUGUUGCUGCACAGGGGCUCAGUUCCAGACAUGGAGUCUACAAGUGAGUUGGAUUGCCGGCACAGACGAAAGUCAGGGAAGGGACUUGUGUCGAUUGUAGGAUGGACAUUAGCGUUCAUUCUCGCAGUGUUCGUGGGCCUCGCUGCUGUUGACAAGUACCGGUUGUGGACUUCGGAAAGUAUAGUUGGCGAUUCUUCCACAGGCUUGCGAGUUUCGGAGGUGCAGGCCAGAUUGAAUGUUUGGAAUGGAGGCGGAAAUCACCAUCUUUUAAAGCAAGCAGAAAUGCGCAGUUGGCGCAACCGGAAGCUCGUGGGUGUUAGCGACACUGAAAAGAACGGAUUCAAGGUUAAGAUGUUGCACCGGAACUCGAUUGGCUCGCCGUUUCGAAAAGAGUACGAUACGAAGAUGCAAGCAUUGAUGGAGGAUAUGGCUAUCGAUGCAGCGAGGCUCGCUGCUUUGCGACAACAGCAGAGGCGCAGAUCAGAUUCAGUCACUGUAAGAACAUCGGGUGAUGCAACAUGCGCGAUGCCUCCAUCUAUGCCUCCAACUUUGACAGCGAUUGUUGAAGGCCCGUCUUCACAGGACUACCAAUUCCGGACCCCUCUCGUCUCGGGCACUACUCUUGGCUCUGGACAAUACUUUGUUGAUUUCUCCCUUGGCACACCAGAACAGAAAUUCCAUCUCAUCGUGGACACUGGAUCUGACCUCGCCUUCGUGCAAUGCGCUCCUUGCGAUCUAUGCUAUGAGCAAGAUGGCCCGCUUUACCAACCAUCCAACUCCUCGACCUUCACCCCUGUGCCUUGCGAUUCCGCCGAAUGCCUUCUCAUACCGGCCCCCGUCGGAGCUCCUUGUAGUUCUAGCUAUCCAGAAAGUCCACCACAAGGAGCGUGCUCCUACGAGUACCGCUACGGCGAUAACUCCAGCACUGUAGGGGUGUUUGCUUACGAAACUGCGACAGUCGGUGGAAUCAGAGUCAACCACGUAGCCUUCGGCUGCGGGAACAGAAAUCAAGGAAGCUUUGUCUCCGCAGGCGGUGUUCUCGGACUCGGACAGGGAGCUCUUUCAUUCACCUCACAGGCGGGAUACGCGUUCGAGAAUAAAUUCGCGUAUUGUCUCACGAGCUAUCUCUCCCCGACGUCAGUUUUCUCGUCGCUCAUCUUUGGCGACGACAUGAUGAGCACAAUCCACGACCUCCAAUUCACACCACUCGUCAGCAACCCGCUAAACCCCUCGGUAUACUACGUCCAGAUAGUGAGAAUUUGCUUCGGAGGUGAAACGCUACUCAUCCCAGACUCCGCUUGGAAAAUCGAUUCUGUAGGCAACGGGGGUACAAUUUUUGAUUCCGGUACUACGGUAACGUACUGGAGCCCGCAAGCGUACGCAAGGAUCAUCGCUGCUUUCGAGAAAUCUGUGCCUUACCCGCGGGCACCUCCAUCACCUCAAGGUCUGCCGCUUUGCGUUAACGUUUCGGGCAUCGACCACCCGAUCUACCCCUCCUUCACCAUCGAAUUCGACCAGGGCGCGACAUACCGACCGAAUCAGGGAAAUUACUUCAUAGAAGUAUCUCCAAACAUCGACUGCCUUGCUAUGUUGGAGUCAUCAUCCGAUGGCUUCAAUGUCAUCGGCAACAUCAUACAACAGAACUACCUGGUGCAGUACGACCGCGAGGAGCACCGCAUUGGCUUCGCACAUGCAAAUUGCGACGCACCAUCGUAGGCUUUCGAGCUUGGUGGGGGCCGUGGUGAAAUGACAACCGCUGUAAUCUUGCAAGUCCGCAAGCUGUUUCUCAUCUUAUUUUUUUCUGUUGCUGUCAAUCUGAGCUUCCAUUUUCUUCCCAAGCAACUUAUUCCUGCCCGAAACAUUCGUUGCAUCCGUCGCAGAGGGUCAACUUCUACUUAGGCAACGAGUUCCAGUGAUACCCCUUCGAAGCCAGGAAGCACGCCGCGUCUACAAAAUCAGGCUUACGGCUCUGCUGAUGAGUGGCUGGACAAGGGAAGCCGGUAAUCAUCGCCAGGGAUUGAUUAGUGCCGUCCCCGGUUAGGUGAAUACCUUUGGUGGUUUUAGCGUCUGCCAACUGCUCCGAUUAAAAUUGUGGCCGAAGUUUCAGCAGACAUCCAAUUUGUGUAGUCCAAAAGGAAUGAAGUCAAUUUAAGAUCCGUGGCGAAUAACCCACUUGAGAUCUACUCUGUUUUUACAAAAGAAAUCGCCUUUGUUGUUGCACAAUCUAGAUAUUAAACUUCAAUGAAUGUCUUGGUGUCUCGGGAUCGUGCAUCUUGCCUCACAAUCCUGCCUUCUGAUUGGGACCGCAGGUGAAACCUUUUAGUUUGGUGAAGCUCUGCGCUAUCAUAGUUCACUGUUGUCGACUCGUGUCUAACUCAUCGUACAUGUCAAAUAUCACUGUACAUAUCUCAAAGCAAUGUUUUAUUGCUUUGGAAGUCAGUGAGGUGUUAUCAGUGCACUGUAGAAUAUUUAUUAGUGCCUUGUAGGAUUAUACGAUUGUUCUGGAAUCAGACAACUCCCAAGUGUUUGGAUGUCUUGUUAAAAAAUAUGUGGAACCCGCACUUAUGUCUAUCGAAUGAGGUGAUGCUGAUGAGGAAGGAUUUUUUUUACAA
This is a messenger RNA of Physcomitrium patens, 5008 nucleotides long. Lineage: Eukaryota; Viridiplantae; Streptophyta; Bryopsida; Funariales; Funariaceae. The record is from RefSeq and is a predicted model, not a curated record.